AUGGCAAUCAAAGCCACCGUUUCGUUCUUUGCCCUCCUGAGCGCCCUAGGCGUUUCUGCGCAGCAGACCUGCAAACUUACACCCUUUGAUGCCGCCUGGCCAUCCGAAGCGGACUGGUCUGCACUGAAUACCACUCUCGGCGGCUCUCUCCUCGAAACUCGGCCCGCCGCCUCCUCUUGCUACCCUGGAAACCCUUUCCACUCUUCGCAAGCAUGCGACGACGUCAAGAAGGAAUGGGGGUACUCGUACUACCACGCCUUGCUGCCCGAGUCCAUCGACUCUCCCCUUUACGCCAAUAACUCGUGCCUGCCACCGGGUGCUCCUGGAUACUCCCCCACGAAGGGUUGCGAGCUUGGCGGAUCGCCAAUGUACAUCGUCAACGCAACGUCCGAGGACCAAAUUGCUACUGCGAUGCGAUGGGCUAGCGAGCGGAACAUCCGUAUCGUGAUCAAGGGAACUGGACAUGACCUCAACGGCCGGUCUUCCGGUGCCUACUCGUUGUCAAUCUGGACGCACAACUUCCAGAAACUUGAAUACAACGCCGAGUGGAGAUCUCCCAGCGACAACAGAACCGAGGCGGCUCUCACCGUGGGCAGCGGCAACAACUGGGGUUCUGCCUCCCGGGGCGCCGCACAGUUUGGUAGAGUCGUCGUUGGUGGCACGGACGAGUCGGUCGGAGUCGGCGGACAUAUCCAAGGUGGCGGUCACGGCCCUCUCUCGAGCACCUUUGGCCUGGCAGCAGAUCAUGUCCUACAGGCCCGCGUAGUGACAACCGACGGUCAGAUUCUGGUUGCCAACGAGGUGCAGAACAAAGAUCUCCUCUGGGCUAUACGUGGCGGAGGAGCCGGCCAGUACGGUGUCGUGACCGAGUAUGUCAUCAAGACGCAUCCCAACCCCGGUAACGUUGUCUCGAGUUCCAUCCAGGUGUCAACGGUGGGUAAUGACACCGCUUCCAAAGAGGCGGCAUGGAGAGCUCUUGCGGUCCUGCUCGCUAGCGUCCCCGACCUCAUGGACGCCGGCUUGACCGGUAGUGGAAUGAACUCCGCGGCGGCCCCCCUGAACAGUUCUUUCGACAAGACACGCAAGGUUACGGGUUCCAUCGGCUUCUUCACAUACAACACUACAGAGGAUAAGAUGGCCUCGCUACUUCAGCCCGUCAGAGAUCGCAUCCUGGCCGAAGUGGGUAACAGUUCCGUCACAGUCAGCCUCACCGAGCCAAGCGUGCAGGCCGACUUCAUGACUUUCUUCGAGAGUGUCAACGAGGCGCCUAGCGGUGCGGGCACAGCCGGUCUAAUGACGAGCCGCCUGCUCGGCCGCAAGGAACUUUCGGACAUUCCCAUCCCGACCUUGGCUUCCUACCUUCAGCAGAUUAUGGGAACGCAGGACCCUACUGGAAACGGCCUCAUGGUCAUCGGUCUUCAGGGUGGGCAAGGACCUCGCAACGUCCCGGAAGUGAUGCGUGGCUCCCUCAACCCCGCGUGGCGUUCGGCCUACAUUCACAUGAUGAGCUACGGGGCCUCUACCGACAGUACCCUUUCGCCCCAGGACGGGCUCAACAGUGCAGCACAGUGGUUGGAGGAGACGAAGGAGCCCGUCUGGCGUGAGUGGGCACCGGGCUCGGGUGCGUACAUGAACGAGGGCAACGCAUUCAACACCAUGUUCAAGGAGGACUUUUACGGAGCUCCCUACGACCGCCUGGUUGAGAUCAAACGCAAGUACGACCCCACUGAGAGUCUGUAUGUUUUGUCAGGUGUCGGAAGCGAUGCGUGGGACUAUGACCUCAACAGCGGCAGGCUAUGCAAGACAUCUGUCUGA
This is a messenger RNA of Colletotrichum spaethianum, 1815 nucleotides long. Its product is annotated as FAD-linked oxidoreductase ZEB1. Gene Ontology annotation, molecular function: FAD binding; oxidoreductase activity. The record is from RefSeq and is a predicted model, not a curated record. Bases 1 to 1815 code for a protein of 604 amino acids. Lineage: Eukaryota; Fungi; Ascomycota; Sordariomycetes; Glomerellales; Glomerellaceae. The transcript is spliced from 2 exons.